Solenopsis invicta (red fire ant) is the source of this 2321-nucleotide messenger RNA. Its product is annotated as high affinity cationic amino acid transporter 1. Gene Ontology annotation, biological process: transmembrane transport; amino acid transport. Gene Ontology annotation, molecular function: amino acid transmembrane transporter activity. Lineage: Eukaryota; Metazoa; Arthropoda; Insecta; Hymenoptera; Formicidae. The record is from RefSeq and is a predicted model, not a curated record. Gene Ontology annotation, cellular component: plasma membrane. The transcript has 11 exons. The coding region runs from base 317 to 2131 and encodes 604 amino acids.
AUCAUUGCUGAUUAGUGCAGUGUGCAGUCCAACCGAAUUCGCUAUGACAACUGAAAUAAAAGACAAUGACUUUCACAAUCACAUUGUGGUAGCAAUUGUUAACUGUAAUAAAUAUAGAUAGAGCUUGUAGAAGCCUCUUUCUCCUAACCGGCGAGACAAUUUGGCCAAUUAAAUGAGAAGAAGCGCCAUGCAUAUCGUCACGUGGUUUAUAUAAAGGCAUUUUAAUUAAGUAGUCUCCUUAGUCGUGCGCUGACAGUUCAACAGUCAAUUUGUAGAAUUGAUUUUUAUUUACGUUUUCUUACUUUUUCACAAAGAAAUGGAUUUGGAUUUGACAAAAUUCAUUAUGCAAUAUAAAAUGAAGUGGAAAUUACGUAGUUUGUACAAGGCGUUUAGUCGCAAAAAAGUAGUGGAUACCACUGAAAAAAGUACACUAGCAAGAGUUUUGUCGACUAUUGAUCUCACAGCUUUAGGAAUUGGCUCUACUUUGGGAGUAGGUGUAUACGUUUUGGCAGGAUCCGUCGCAAAAACCAUUGCCGGUCCUGCUGUGAUCAUUUCAUUCGCAAUCGCCGCGAUAGCGUCGAUGUUCGCAGGUCUCUGUUACGCCGAAUUCGGCGCACGAGUGCCCCGCGCCGGAUCUGGAUAUAUUUACAGUUACGUGACAAUGGGCGAGUUUGUAGCGUUUCUAAUGGGUUGGACUUUGAUCCUGGAGUACGUGAUUGGCUCGGCCAGCGUAGUGCGCGGUCUCAGCAAAUAUGUCGAUACACUCUUCGACGAUAGCAUGAAAAAGUUCUUUGAAUCUGCGAUGCCUAUCAAUGUCGACACUUUAUCGUCAUAUCCAGACUUUUUCUCGCUUGCCGUCACUCUGCUAUUCUCAGCGGCUCUUGCUUUUGGAGCUAAGGAAUCCUCGAUGGUGAAUAAUAUAUUCACUCUGGUAAACCUGUGUGUUGUACUUUUUGUCAUAAUAGCCGGUUCCUUAAAAGCUGACAUUAAUAACUGGAACACAAAACCCAACUGUACCGAGACAGAUUGCAAGCUUGGGGAAGGGGGGUUCAUGCCUUUUGGUAUAUCGGGCAUUAUAAAAGGCGCAGCUACAUGCUUCUAUGGAUUCAUCGGCUUCGAUUGCGUAGCUACCACAGGAGAAGAAGCUAAGAAUCCUCAACGAUCUAUUCCCGUAGCAAUUGUCGUAUCAUUAACAAUCGUUUUCUUUGCGUACCUCGGUGUUUCCGUAGUACUCACCACCGUUUUACCGUACUAUGAACAAAAUGUUGAUGCACCCUUUCCUCAUAUGUUCAACGUAAUAGGAUGGGAAUGGGCCAGGUGGUUCGUGACGGUUGGAGCAAUUAGUGGAUUAUGCGCUAGUCUGUUAGGCUCGAUGUUUCCAUUGCCUCGAAUAAUCUAUGCCAUGGCCUCGGACGGACUGGUCUUCAAAUGGAUGGGCAACAUAAGCUCCCGAUUUCAAACUCCGAUCAUGGGAACGCUUUGCGCUGGGCUACUUACAGGCAUUCUAGCAACGAUAUUUGAACUCACACCAUUGAUUAACAUGAUGAGUAUCUGCACGCUGCUUACAUACACAAUUGUUGCGUCUUGUGUACUUAUCUUACGAUACGAGGAAAGUGAAGCGUACGAGAAGAAAGGCGAUCAUAACCCACGGACUUUCAUAUUUAUCGCAAAACAAUUGGUAAAGGCGAACAAAUUAAAUCAUUCUACGAAACUUACGGCACAGAUUGUUACCGCUCUCGUAUGCUGCUAUGUUAUUCUUUGUAUUUGUACAGCCGUAUUAUUAUCAAUGUAUAUCACAGAGAUCGUUGCAGGAAAAGUAACUUUCGUAGUGUUACUUGUAAUUUUAAUUGUUGCACUCGUGAGCACUCUCUUUUUUAUUUAUUUCCAACCUGUCUCCGACAAGAAACUCACAUUCUCGGUACCAUUAGUGCCGUUUUUGCCGGGUGUCAGUAUUCUUAUUGAUAUUUAUCUUAUGAUGACGUUGGAUCAAGAUACAUGGAUACGAUUCGCCGUAUGGAUGGUAAUUGGUUUGGGAGUAUAUUUCUUUUAUGGCAUGUGGCACAGUCAUAUCCGACAAAAAAAAUCAACUGGCAACAAAGAAAAAGACGUCGUUUUUUCUCGUACUACAUAGUAAAUUAACUCUUACUAGUCAUCAUGAGGUCACUUGUGUUCCCGUGUUGCUAACGGCGGUACAGUACAAUAAGGUACAUUAACCCUUAAACACGUAAGUGGGUCUGAGAGACCCCAUAUGAAGAUUUGAACGCUUGCUAUGUGAAGACGGAAUGAGAUAGGAGGUUCGGACCAAGACGUAAAAAAUGUUU